Messenger RNA from Cooperia oncophora, 231 nucleotides. NCBI's taxonomy places the organism in Eukaryota, Metazoa, Nematoda, Chromadorea, Rhabditida, Trichostrongylidae. The record is from the annotation of a GenBank genome assembly.
AUGUUCUUCUUUAUGAGUGCCACGGUAUUUUUCCACGAGCACGGGCUAAUGGGUUUCCUCACCUCUGUGGUAGGAAAGGCGGCGUUUGAGACCGUUCCCGAAGAGCACGCGACUACGCCAGCAACAAAUCGCCCUAACAGUUUGGGGAUGGUUCCACCAGAUACGAUGAUGAACUAUCGUGUACCAGCAGCGGGAACGAUUCGUGAAACUCGUGGAUCUGAUUCAUCGUGA